Messenger RNA from Prorocentrum cordatum, 885 nucleotides. NCBI's taxonomy places the organism in Eukaryota, Dinophyceae, Prorocentrales, Prorocentraceae. The record is from the annotation of a GenBank genome assembly.
GCAAUAGAAACGCUUGAAACAAUUUGUGACCACAUUGAGGCUUUAACGCUGGGGACGGCAUCUCUCGGCUACAUCAAGGGGAACGCGCGCACGGCCACGUUGAUUUCGAUCCUCGUGUGGUUGUGGGACCACGAUGUUGACAUCAAGACUGUUCACCCGAAGUUUUACGAGUCUGUCCGCGAGAUACGCGUGGUCAGGUUCGAGUGCGCCUCCCUUUUGAGCCAGGCGCUCCUCAACAUGAAGUUUUCUGUGCGCGGGAGCAUACGAACCUCCAACAACAUUAUCCAGUGCACCAUCAUGAUUAAGAACCUUGCCAAUGCCAACGCGUGCGGCCCCACUGAGUUCGUGAAGAAGUGGAACCAGCAGUCGGGCCAACAGCACAAGUUCACUGCCAAGAGGGUGACGAGCCUCAAGCUGUUGUUCGAGACUGCGCCCCCAGGAGCGCUUCAAUCAAUUCUUGCCCACGUGGAGGAGCACGGCUGGGAGAACUGCUGCUGGAGCGACGACAACCUGUCGAACAAGAAACUGUACCCGGACCACACAUUCUCCACCGGCUCCAAGAAGAACUGGGCUGGGCGCCUCAGGACUUCAGCAGAGAGCAUGCUACUGGCCGUGCAACGCGCGCACACCGUGCACAAUAUGAAGCCGUCCUUCAUGCGGAGGAAGUUUGACAACACGAUGGUGGAGACCAUCAGCAUGCGCGCCGCGUUCGUAUUAUCGGUCGCAGCCGAGUUCACGAGCUGUACCCCUGUGCCGGAGGAGCAGGCGCGCAAGGACUUCGUUGACUCAUGGGCGAAGGGUUCGGAGCAGAUCGAUAUGGAGUUGUCCAGCGUGCUCGCUGAGAUGCCAGAGGACAGUGGUACCAAACUUCAUGUAACAGUAUAA